This is a messenger RNA of Paramuricea clavata, 2942 nucleotides long. The record is from the annotation of a GenBank genome assembly. NCBI's taxonomy places the organism in Eukaryota, Metazoa, Cnidaria, Anthozoa, Malacalcyonacea, Plexauridae.
AUUCCCACCUCUGGAGCUGAAGAUGAUGAAACAUGCCUGACAUUUGUUUUACAUGAAGAAGAUCAUACCUUAGGAAACUCACUUCGUUAUUUAAUUGCAAGAAAGUAUGUGAAAUUAUACUGUUAUGGUUAAGAAAUUUAUAUGAAAGAAAGUAAUGUCACAGUUGUUGUCAGAAUAGCCUAUAGGCUACAGCAUACUAUAUAUUUAAUGUGAUCACCAAUUUAACACAGCUUGUAUUUCUCAAUAUCAAAAUCAUGUCGGUGGUUCUAUGCCUUUAUACAGGGUAAUUUGUACAAAAUGUGAAAGUCCAUGAAUUUGAAAACAAAAAUUCAAGAUCUUGAAAGUUCUUGAAUUUAUACAGAAGCACUUGCAUGUCCUUAAAUUCUUCUUGCUUUAGUUUUUGGAUAUUUUCUGAUGAAUUUGGAAACAAAAAUUCAAGAUCUUGAAAGUUCUUGAACUUAUACAGAAGCACGUGGAUGUCCUUAAAUUCUUCUUGCUUUUGUUUUUGGAUAUUUUCUGAAACUGUCCUUUGUUAAAUUGACUUUGUUCAUGUCUUACAAAACAGUUUGAUAUUCAUCACAUUUGUGAUUUGGACAAUGUAUAGCGUCACUUUUUAUUGAUUUUAAAUGCCGCCUUUUCAGCCCUUUAGUCCUUAAAUCAAAUUUCCUGAUACAUGUAACAUGGCCUUGAAAGUCCUUGAAAAAGUCGUCCUGUUUAUACUUGUAGAAACAUCUGUCAAACAGUAAAAAUGUAUAAUAUUGAAGGAACUAGAAAUCUCUGAGUCUAAAGUGUUUGCCGAUUGCCGAAUUACUUUUUAUUAUAUCAAUAUAUUUGUUUUAUAAUAUAGCACAAAGAAACAUAAAGAAAGAAAUUUUCCGACGUUUCCGUGUUGACAUUGAGUUAUAUCAACACGGCUCAUAGCCAAUCAGCGUUCAGAAUUUACAAAUGCUAUAUUAUAAUAUAUAUUGUAAAACACCGCUUCUCCCGUUGUACAAUUACGACGUCAUAUAGGGCCCCCCUGGGAACGUUUUACCCCGCGCAACCUCUCGGUGACCCUGAUCUAACCUACCCAAAUCAUUUUCAACGAUACGAAAACACCAAGAUCGUUUAUUAAGCUUGUGCCAAUGCAUAUGUGUGCCCACAAUGUGGUUGUUGUCUUGUGGGAGAGAUUUAUAUAUUUUGAGGGUACACAGUAAUAAUCAGUUGCAACACACUCGCCACUUGCAUCACAUGUGUUUUUCAGAAGACUUCGAAGCAUUGUUUCUUAACAUGUUAUGUAUAUCUGACUGACAACGUGUAGAAGUGAAAUUAUAGUUAGUUUCGAAAUCCAGACCAUGCAAUAAGUUCUUUUCCCAUCCAGGCAUCAUAAGAUGAUCUAAAUUACUAUAGUUAAAGAUAGAAAUAUUACAAAGCUGUGUGGAAGUAAUUUGUGAUAACUAUGCUUGUACACUGUUAGUUAUAUAGAUGUCAAAUCUGGUCGUGAGAGCAGGUAAUAUUGCAAUUAAUCAAUUAUUAAUCUAUUUUAGUCCUGACGUUGGUUUUUGUGGAUAUACUAUACCUCAUCCAUCAGAACAUAAAAUUAAUAUGAGGAUUCAGACGAAUGGUAAGUUUCUGACAGAUCAUUUUAAAUUUAAUUUGUGGGUACAAAUUUAAACCUUUACAUUACAACAUCUCCACGCAGCAACCAGCUUGCUGCAUGCUUGCCUUGCUAUCACUCAGCUACCUAAAUUUUAUAUCCCUGGGUCGUUUUUAUACCACGGGCCCCCCUGGAAAAUUUGAACUUCCCAGCACUGAUUAGCCAAAAUGCUCCCAUGCAUAACAGGCCAAAAGAAAGCGUAAACCUCCACCCUACUCUGUCUAAUAAACUACUGGUAUCGAUCGUCAUCCGUUAUGAUUUUAUAUCUUGGUGUAAUGUAAACAAACACUAAGUUUCUGAACCAAAACUAAAGCUAUACCUGUAAAGACUUGUUAGAGCACCUUGCCAUUGUGAAAUUGUUUCUUUUAGGUAUCCUUGCUGUUGAUGCGUUACGGAAAGGUCUGUCGGAUUUGUCUGAUCUUUGUGAUCACGUGCAAGAAAAGUUCAAGGUAUUGUUAAUCUUAGCUCGUUAAUAUUAAAUCACUUGCCACGAUGUUUUCGUAAGAAUCAGUUAUCCCUUCCUUAACAAUGCUUGUCUGACUGGUUGCAGAAAAGGCAAUUGGAGGGCAGGGGUGGCGGCGGAGGUGCUCUUUCGAUUUUAAAUAUUCGAGAUAUUUAUAGGCAUCAAGACAUGUAUACUUCACAGUGACCGUGUGCUAGAAAGGUGCAGGAUUAAUGUAUGAUGAAAUGACAAGUGACUGUUUACAUGAGGCGAACUAGCUUGACUAUCCGCGCUAAUUUAGGUCACGAAAAUAUUUCCUUUGCGACAAGAUAAGAUUUUGAUAUUUUACACCCAAUCUUAACAGAAUAUUUCUGUCAACCUUAUUUCAGGAAAGUCUUGUAAGACAUCGAAGAAAUUAGUUAGCUAGGUUAGCUCAUCUCAUACAAACGGCCGCUAAAUUAUCCCCCAUCCAUCUCAUUUAUUUGGGCAGUGUGAAGCUUGGCAGUUGUGAAGAGAGCAUUUAUUUUAUUGAAGUUUUUGAGGAUUUUUGAAUAAAUGGCGAGUUAGAAAAAUGUGGCUAACCCGCCAUUUAUUCAAAAAUCCUCAAAACUUUCAAUAAAUUAAAGCGACUGCUACGCAGGCUAGUAUAUCAAUGAAGUUGCCCUUUGACGAGUGUCUGUCGCUCCCAUUUUAUCAUCCUGGAAUGUCUGGCUUGAUACCAACUUCCGAUGGGACUAUAUGUUAUUUUCAGUUGUAUAUAUCGCAAUGUUUUUCUACUUAUGCUUUCUUUUUCAGGCAGCAGUUAAUAAUUUUAAGGAAGAAGAAAUAGCCAUGGAUGAUGAAGACUCCAAUAUGUCGGAUUAG